Messenger RNA from Peromyscus leucopus (white-footed mouse), 1554 nucleotides. RefSeq names its product probable dimethyladenosine transferase. Gene Ontology annotation, biological process: rRNA methylation. The record is from RefSeq and is a predicted model, not a curated record. Gene Ontology annotation, cellular component: mitochondrial matrix. Lineage: Eukaryota; Metazoa; Chordata; Mammalia; Rodentia; Cricetidae. Gene Ontology annotation, molecular function: rRNA (adenine-N6,N6-)-dimethyltransferase activity.
UCCAGUAGGAGGAAAAGGGUCCCAAGUACAGGCAACAGAGUCAAAGACAUCCCCCAUUCCCACUGAAAGGACCUAUGUAGGCACAAGAUACUCCAAGAUCAAGUUCUCAGCACAAAGGAGAUUGAUUUGCCCCGGAGGGAAAAGGGGUAGGGAAUAAGAGACAAAGACAGGGCUUUGAUAGUGACAGCGCUGUCGGCAACUUCCACGCGCUCGCUUCUUUCACUUGCCCUGGCACUCCUGAGAAGAUGCCAAAGGCCAAGUUCGCAGCGAGUGGCCGCAGGCAGCGGCAGGAGCAGCACUGGGAGCUGAAGAGGGCCAGAGGACUCAUGUUCAACACAGGGAUUGGGCAGUGCAUUUUGAAAAAUCCUCUAAUUGUAAACAGCAUUAUUGAUAAGGCUGCCUUAAGACCUACUGAUGUGGUGCUGGAAGUUGGGCCUGGGACUGGAAACAUGACUGUCAAGCUGUUAGAAAAGGCCAAAAAGGUAGUUGCCUGUGAACUUGAUCCAAGGCUAGUAGCUGAACUUCACAAAAGAGUUCAGGGCACGCCUCUGGCCAGCAAACUCCAGGUCCUGGUGGGAGAUGUAUUGAAACUGGAUUUGCCGUUCUUUGAUGCUUGUGUGGCAAACUUGCCUUAUCAGACUUCCUCUCCCUUUGUCUUCAAGUUGUUGCUUCACCGGCCAUUUUUCAGAUCUGCUAUACUUAUGUUUCAAAGAGAAUUUGCUCUUGGUUUGGUUGCAAAACCUGGAGAUAAACUGUACUGUAGACUCUCCAUUAAUACACAGCUUUUAGCACAUGUGGACCAUCUAAUGAAGGUGGGGAAGAAUAACUUCAGACCACCCCCCAAGGUGGAGUCCAGCAUUGUAAGGAUAGAACCUAAGAAUCCGCCACCAACUAUCAACUUUCAGGAAUGGGAUGGCUUAGUAAGGAUCACUUUUGUUCAGAAGAACAAGACUCUAUCUGCUGCAUUCAAAUCAAGCGCAGUACAACAGCUGUUGGAAAGAAACUACAGAAUUCACUGUUCAGUCCAUAAUACUGUAAUACCAGAAGAUUUCAGUAUAGCAGAUAAAAUACAGCAAAUCCUAACCAGCACAGGUUUUAGUGAAAAAGGGGCCCGUUCCAUGGACAUAGAUGACUUUAUCAGGUUGCUACAUGGAUUCAAUGCAGAAGGUAUCCACUUUUCCUAGCCAUUUGAAAACAUUUUUUUUCAAGACCAAGAAAAAAAAAAUGAAAUUAUAAUUCCUUAUAUUAUUAUCCUGUAUGUUAAAAGUGGUUGAUUCUACGUAUUUUUUUUUUUGUUUGUUGUUAAGUAUUUUAAAUAUGCUACAAAGGUCAGGGUUCAGUAUACAUGUAACAGUUUUCAAGUUCAAAAGCUGCAGAUAUGCACAACCAUACACUUAAACUUUCAAACAAUUUAUUGUAUAAAGAUGUUACUUUAUUCACUGUGUUAUGGACUGUGAGGCCUACUUUAGGCCUGCAGCUUACUCUGUCAACUAGUCACAGAUUCCCCCAAUAUUCCUCCUUGUUCACAUGUAUAGUAAGUUACUUAACAUGACU